Molecule: messenger RNA, 1044 nt
Organism: Trichosurus vulpecula (common brushtail)
Lineage: Eukaryota; Metazoa; Chordata; Mammalia; Diprotodontia; Phalangeridae
Gene: NRTN
Product: neurturin
Exons: 2
Coding region: 22-642 (206 amino acids)
Molecular function (GO): receptor tyrosine kinase binding; growth factor activity; glial cell-derived neurotrophic factor receptor binding
Source: RefSeq, a predicted model, not a curated record
AAUGUCCCGUGGCAACUGACAAUGAAGCUAUGGAAGGUGGCGGCCCUGGUCUGUGUGCUCUGCAGCUCCAUGCUCUCCGUCUGGGUGUUCAGAGACCUGGCCAGCAGUGACCGAAGACUCGGACCUGGUGCUCGAGCCACGCUGCGUAGGCCUCCUCGGGCCUUGGACCCCCGCUGGCCCCUCAUCUCACAGUACCGAGCCCUGUUUGAGAGCUACACAGAGGGUGAGAUCCGGGAGCUCAUAUCUGCACUUGUGGAGAGGUCGAGCCCAUCGGGGCACUCUGGCGGGCACGCACUGCCCUUUCCGGGCCAGGCAGGGGCUCGGCGAAAGCGGGCCCGGGUCCGUCACCAGCCUUGUGGCUUGCGGGAAUUGGAGGUCAGCGUCAGUGAACUUGGCCUGGGCUACGUGUCAGAUGAGACCAUUCUUUUCCGAUACUGCAGCGGCACAUGUGAGGCAGCUGCAAGGAUCUAUGACCUCGGGCUGCGCCGAUUACGGCAGCAGCGCCGUGUACGCAAGGAGAAAAUACGGGCCAGACCCUGCUGCCGGCCCCUGGCCUACGAGGAGGAGGUGUCAUUCCUGGACUCCCGGAAUCGCUACCACACGGUCAGCGAACUGUCAGCCAAGGAGUGUGGGUGCGUGUGAGAGCCCCCAGGGUCUGCAUCGUCUACCUCACCUGGGGGCUGUGUGGUGCCACCUGCCUGGGGAAGGGUCAAGCUGACCCCUUUGCCUACUCCUCUCACCUCCCUCCCUCGCCACCCCACCAUGCUGAAGAUAUGGUAAUCCUGAACCCUGGCCACGGGUAACCUCCUCAGGAGGCCUGACCAGAUACCCUGAACCCCAUCCUCUGGACCCAGGGGGUCAAGAUGCCGACCAGGGCAAGGCAUGAGGGGCUCAAGGGGCCCUGAGACAGAGGACACAUGGGCUUGGCGUCCCAGGAACCGAAGGGCUCCUGCAAUUGGUGGUGCCCCUGCCAGGCCUGAUUGUAUAUACUUCAUUGAAUAACUAACUGACCUUGUACAGGAAAUUAUAUUCUAUAUAUGUGAA